CGCGUCAUUGAUUCAGUGUCGAAGAAGAGUGUGUGUGAUGUUUUCUUUUCAUAACGUAAACGGCACAACAAGAUCGGGUUUUCGCGAUGUCGCAAAGGAAGAAAACUUCAGCUUCUCAGAGCAAACCCCAAAGGACGAAUGAGAAUGAGGAUGAAAUGACGUUCAGUCAGAUGACAUCAUCACAGGUCCAAAGAGCUCGAGAGAACUUCGCCUCAGUCCAGAUCGACCGCAAGGUUGCAGAAGUGGUCCAGUUUAUCUUGGUUAAGGACCAAAAAAAAAUUCCAGUUCGAAGAGCAGACAUUGUCAAACAUGUGAUGAAAGAAUACAAAGUCAUCUAUUUGGAGGUGAUGAAUCGCGUGCGUCGCACAUUUGAACAGGUGUUUGGAUUAAAGCUGGAGGAGAUUGAUACCAAAAAUCACAUUUACAUCCUGAUCAACAAGCUGGAGGCUGGAGGAACGGUCAGCAUGUGUCCUGGAAACCCUGGAAAGACCGGACUUCUGUUUGUCAUUCUCAGCAUCAUUUUUAUGAAGGGAGGUGUUGCCAAAGAGAAUCUGGUAUGGAACACUCUGAAGAAGCUGCGUGUGGAUCCAAGAGAGAAGCACGACGAGUUUUGCGACGUAAAGAAGCUGGUGACGGAUGAGUUUGUUCGUCAGAAAUAUCUGGAGUACGUGAGGAUCCCUCACACUGAGCCGGUGGAGUUUGAGUUUCGCUGGGGUCUGCGGGCUGACAUCGAGCUGUCCAAACUCAAACUGCUGGAGUUUGUCGCUGAGCUUCAUGAUCAGGAUCCUCAGAGCUGGACUCAGCAGUUCAGAGAGGCCAGUGCUUCAGAGAGCAGAACUUGAGCAGCUUCUCUCUCGCCACUCUUCAACCCACUUUUAGUACACACACCUUCCAUAGUUUGGUGAGAAUGUGUGUAAAAAUUCAAAUUGUAAUAUUAAUUGUUUAUAAUGAAAAUAAAGUUAAUUUACUAUAUUCAAUGUAAUUGGUUUUAUUUAUUUUAUUACGCUUUCCUGUGGCUCAGUGGUUAGAGCAUGGCACUAAUCACAUGAUAGUUUGGAUCAUUGUAGUAAUUUGACCACAUUACACGCAUAAAUGUCCUAAACAUGUUGAUAAUCCAUUAAAAGAGAUCCACAUGAGGUAGAGAUUAAAAUACACAUUUCUUUGUUUUUUACAGUGACCAUGCUAUCGAUCUUGCUCUUAAUUUUUUGAUUUUGCAUUGUAGCCUCGAUUUUUUUAAUAAGAUUUUGCUUAGGUUUGAUGUCUUUCUUGCUGAGAUUUCACUCGUUGUAAAAUCUCUUAAACUUAUUUAUAGCAAUAAGAAUAACAAGUUUUUCAAAAUGUAUGAUAACAUUUUCUUACUAAUUGAGAUUUUUCUGUCCUCUUAUUGUGCUUAUUUUUUUCUUGUCCUUUCAUUCUUGUUCUUUAUGUUAUUGAAAUAUUUAAAAAAUCAUUGGAGUCAGUGAGGGAGAGGACGCGUCACCUCAUGCAGAAGCGUAUAAGCGUUUUAAACGUGAUGCAGCUCAUGAUAAUGUCGAUCAAGUAUUUGAAAAUAAUCCAUAUGAACCAAUGCAGAAUAAGAAAAACGAAUGUCAUUCCUUUGGGCAAAAGCAGAAGCCUUCUGGUCAAAGUCGGAGCUCAUGUUUGCAGAAGGGAGCGCAAAAUAAUCUCUGGGGAAUGCGAAAGUUUUCUGAGGGAAAGAAAAAUAUUCUUGGGGAAACGCAAAAGUUUGGGGGACACUGUUGGGGAUAGCAAAAAUGUAAAAUAUUUUCACUCCCUUUCCUUUUUUCCACCACCUGUAUGUCCCUUUAGUGGCUCAGUACCGCGUCGCAUCUGUUUUGACAAUGUGAGAUAACAUGGUACAUCAAAAUUAUACUACAUUUACAGUACAUUUGGCAGACGCUUACAUUGCAUUAUCCUAUACAUUUGUUUCUAAGUAUGUGCAAUCCCCUGGGAUCGAACCCACAAUGCUCUUACCACUGAGCUACAGGAAAGCAUACUAGGCUAACUGUAAAGUUUUAAGAUAAACGCUUUCAAUAUGAGAGGAUCCGCACGCAGCCAGUGUCUUGCUGCGACAUCUCUGUACAUGUCUUCAUUGAACACUGUGUGGCGCGCUUGAGCAUGGAUGGAUUUUUCAGAUAAAAGUGGCAUUUUAGUUUUAUGAAAUUUGUACAAAUAAUGGACAAAAGUGUUUUGUUUUAGCAUGAUAAUUUGACAAAUAAAUUAUUUUGUGUUUUUAGUUUAGUUUUAAUGACAAACCAGGGGACCCCCCAAGUUCACUAUUUUAGACCUUAUGAGAGGAGGUCCCUUAAGGCUUAUGAGGGGUCCGGGACCACCCUGGCCCCUGGGACAAGUGUCUUGUAGACCCGUAUUUACAAACAGUUUUAUCUUACCACUAAGAGCUCUCCUAAACACCUGUAAAAGUUUUUAGCUAAGAGUUUUCUCUUAAAACCUAUUCACAAUGCUGCUGAGAGCAACUUUUACUAAGGAGCGGAAAGAAAUCUAAGAUAAAAUGUUUUGUGAAAACGGGCCCCGAUGAAUGAAUCUUCUACCCAGUAAAAAUAAACUAUGUGCAUUUUAAAGUUAAAUGCAGAACAAAUAUAUUGUAUACAAUUUUGCGCUAUAGUACACUAAAAAAAUGAUUCAUGGCCCUAGUAAAUAUGGCUCAAUUAAAUAGGCUGAUUUUCCUCAAAAAAAUAAGUUUUGCACAUUACUUAAUUUCUUGCUAUAAAUGUUACUAAAUUUAUUGAGAUUGCAGUUUGCUUAAAAUAAUGAGUAAACACAGCAAGUAAUUUUUAGUAAAGUCGCAUGAAUCUGGUUAUUAGUCAAUUUGACUAAACAUUUUAAGAUUCGGUUAGAUCAUGUGACACAGCAGCGGCCAUUUUCUGAAAAUCAUCUCCUCAGACGAUAAAGGUGAGUAAACUUAACUUGUUUUAUACUAAAAUGUUUCAUAAAAUAAAUCCCACCAAUAGUGUUAAGAUACAUGUUUCUUAGUGUUUUCAUUUGAAAUAAGUUUAAUUGUGGUGGUGCACGUUUCUUGGUGUUUUAAAUAAGCUCCUAGAUAUCAAAUGUACAGAGUUUAUUUACGUUGCUUAAAUGAGAUUUAUGGUAAACAAUCUUUAUUGCCUACUUUUAUGAAGGCAUGAAAACACGUUGAUAGUUAUAUUCGCCGUCCAGCUCCUUGAGCUUUUUGGGUUCAAUUUGACACAACGCGCCACAUUAACAGACAACGUUUUUAAGUGAGUUAACAAGAGCGCGAAGCCGUCAAUGCUUUAUUUCAAACCUUUCAUCUGUUUAUCUAUACCGCGUGCGAGCGUUGCGAUGCAUCGCGACAAACGGCUUGUUGUUAAUGGUUUCUGUUAUCUUUUGUCAUGUGGCAUCUUGAGGGACAGGGUGUGACCGCUUACCGUGAGCUAGAAGUGCGAGGCGGAGGCUGGAACAGCGGGCUCAAAUCUCUAUGCAUCGUGUUGGUUAGAAACCUCCUUAAAACGGCACACUGUCACUUUGCAGACACGAUAGAGGAGAAUUGUGUCGGCUAA
Triplophysa rosa is the source of this 3536-nucleotide messenger RNA. It is a transcript of the gene ndnl2, whose product is annotated as necdin-like 2. Gene Ontology annotation, cellular component: nucleus. NCBI's taxonomy places the organism in Eukaryota, Metazoa, Chordata, Actinopteri, Cypriniformes, Nemacheilidae. The transcript is spliced from 11 exons. The coding region runs from base 87 to 842 and encodes 251 amino acids. The record is from RefSeq and is a predicted model, not a curated record.